Molecule: messenger RNA, 1947 nt
Organism: Purpureocillium lilacinum
Lineage: Eukaryota; Fungi; Ascomycota; Sordariomycetes; Hypocreales; Ophiocordycipitaceae
Product: succinate dehydrogenase flavoprotein subunit
Biological process (GO): mitochondrial electron transport, succinate to ubiquinone; tricarboxylic acid cycle
Molecular function (GO): succinate dehydrogenase (quinone) activity; electron transfer activity; flavin adenine dinucleotide binding
Source: RefSeq, a predicted model, not a curated record
AUGGCUUCUUCCAUGGCUCUGAGGAAAUUGGCCUCUGGCUCUGCUUUUUCGCGGCUGGCGAGAAACCAGGCCAGGGCCUUUUCGACGACACGACCCGUCGCACGAGUUAUCUCGAACGGCCCGCUGAGGGCAAAGGAGGCCUCGCCUUUCGUGAGCAACAAGUACCCCGUCAUUGACCACGAGUACGAUGCACUCGUCGUCGGUGCCGGUGGCUCCGGUCUGCGGGCCGCCUUUGGUCUUGCCGAGGCAGGCUUCAACACCGCCUGUAUCUCCAAGCUCUUCCCUACCCGAAGCCACACAGUCGCCGCGCAGGGUGGCAUCAACGCUGCCCUUGGCAACAUGCACGAGGAUGACUGGAGAUGGCACAUGUACGACACUGUCAAGGGCUCCGACUGGCUUGGCGACCAGGACGCCAUUCACUACAUGACCCGCGAGGCCCCUGCGUCCAUUAUCGAGCUUGAGCACUACGGCUGCCCUUUCUCGCGAACCGAGGAAGGCAAGAUCUACCAGCGUGCUUUCGGUGGUCAGUCCCAAAAGUACGGCAAGGGUGGUCAGGCCUACCGAUGCUGCGCUGCCGCCGAUCGAACCGGCCACGCUCUCCUUCACACGCUCUACGGCCAGUCGCUCCGACACAACACCAACUACUUCAUCGAAUACUUUGCCCUGGACCUGAUCAUGCAAGACGGUGAGUGCCGAGGUGUCCUCGCCUACAACCAGGAGGACGGCACUCUCCACCGAUUCCUCGCCAACCACACCGUCUUGGCCACUGGCGGCUAUGGCCGUGCCUACUUCAGCUGCACGUCCGCCCACACCUGCACUGGUGACGGUAUGGCCAUGGUUGCCCGUGCUGGUCUCCCCAACCAGGAUCUUGAGUUCGUCCAGUUCCACCCCACUGGUAUCUACGGAGCCGGCUGCCUGAUCACUGAGGGUGCACGUGGUGAGGGUGGCUAUCUGCUGAACUCGGAGGGUGAGCGCUUCAUGGAGCGUUAUGCCCCGACUGCCAAGGAUCUGGCCUCCCGAGAUGUCGUUUCCCGUUCCAUGACCAUGGAGAUCCGCGAUGGACGUGGUGUCGGUGCUGAGAAGGACCACAUCUUCCUGCAGCUGAGCCACCUGCCUGCUGAGAUCCUCGCUGAGCGCCUGCCCGGUAUCUCAGAGACCGCUGGCAUUUUCGCCGGUGUCGAUGUCCGAAAGCAGCCCAUCCCCGUUCUCCCUACCGUCCACUACAACAUGGGUGGCAUUCCCACUCGCUACACUGGCGAGGUUAUCACUGUCGAUGAGAAGGGCAAUGACAAGGUUGUGCCUGGCCUGUUCGCCUGCGGUGAAGCCGCUUGUGUCUCUGUUCACGGUGCUAACCGCCUGGGCGCCAACUCUCUCCUGGACCUGGUCGUCUUCGGCCGCGCCGUCUCCCACACCAUCCGCGACAACUUCACUCCUGGCACCAAGCUGAAGCCCCUCGCUGCUGACGCCGGCGCUGAGCACAUUGAGGUUCUGGACAAGGUCCGCACUUCGGAGGGUCCCAAGAGCACGGCUGAGAUCCGCCUGGCCAUGCAGAAGGCCAUGCAGACGGAUGUCAGCGUCUUCCGUACCCAGGAGAGCUUGGACGAGGGUGUCCGCAAGAUGGUCGACAUCGAUGCCCAGUUCCACGAUGUCGGUAUCAAGGACCGCAGCAUGAUCUGGAACUCGGACCUGGUUGAGACGCUCGAGCUCCGCAACCUGUUGACUUGCGCCGUUCAAACCGCCACUGCCGCCGCCGCCCGCAAGGAGUCUCGUGGUGCGCACGCCCGCGAGGACUUCCCUGACCGUGACGACGAGAACUGGAUGAAGCACACGCUCAGCUUCCAGAAGAAGCCGCACGAGAAGGUGGACCUGUCUUACCGCAAGGUCAUCGCCACCACUCUGGACGAGAACGAGUGCAAGCCGGUGCCCCCCUUCAAGCGUGUAUACUAA